UGUCUGCUUGGGGCCAGCAGAGGUCCCUGGACUAGUCGCCCUGCAACGCCGGCGAGAAGGCCGCUCUCUUGCCUCGCCUUCCUCGGCUGUGCAGCAGCUUCCUUCGCCUCAAUCGGAGAGCCACAGACAGAGAGAGAGAGACCCUUCUUCCAGCCUCAAUCGCAUUAGCUGCCUUGGCGAAAAGAAAGAAGGGAGAAGGAAGGGAGGAAGGAAGGAGCCCAUGCCCUCCUCCUCCUCCUCCUCCUGCGGGAAGGCAGGCCAGCUGCUCCUCGCCCCUCUCUCUUCUCUGUAAAUGAAAAGAUGGUGAAUGAGGAAGAGGAGGGUACAUCUCAGCAAGGAAGUCCUAAACCAACAUCGCAGGGAAUGCCUUCAGAAACUUGCCCAAGUCAUGCUUCUUCAGACCAUGAAGUGGAAGGAGAUGAACUCAGUGAGACCAGUUCAGAGAUAGAGGGGAGAAGUUCUGCUCCAGAACCGGAGAAUGAAUCUCUUCCCCUCAGUGGAGGUCUAUGCUUGUCACAGACACAGUAUAUCUGCACUGUUUGUGGAGAAUGCUUCAGUGGGAGUUCUUGCCUUGUCGAGCAUCAAAAAGUUCACCAAGAGGUGAAGCCGCAUACGUGUCCUGUCUGUGGAAAGGGCUUUGCCCAGGAGGUGGAUUUGGUGGAGCACAUGCAGAGCCACACCGACGAGAAGCCCUUUUCGUGCCUGGAGUGCGGGAGGACCUUCCUCUUCAGCUCGGACCUGGUUUCUCACCAGAAAGUCCACACAGGUGAGAAGCCUUACAUCUGCCUGGAGUGUGGGAAGGGCUUCUCCCAGAGUUCCCAGUUGAUGUCCCACCGGAGGGUCCACACAGGAGAGAAGCCCUACGAGUGCAUCAUCUGCGAGAAGAGCUUCCGCUCCAACUACGACCUGGUCAACCACCAGAGGAGCCACACGGGUGAGAAGCCGUACAUAUGCUCUGACUGCGGGAAGAGCUUCACUCGGAGUUCGCACCUCAUCUCCCACCAGAGAGUACACACCGGGGAGAGGCCCUAUCCUUGCGGGAUCUGCGGGAAGCGCUUCCGAGACUGCUCUCAUCUAAUUCGACACCAGAGAGUCCAUACUGGGGAGAAGCCGUACGAGUGCUCCAUUUGUGGCAAGAGCUUCCGGGUCAACUACGACUUAGUGACCCAUCAGCGAAACCACACGGGAGAAAAGCCGUACGAAUGCCCCGACUGCGGCAAGGGCUUUAAGCGAAGCUCCCACCUCAUCUGCCACCAGCGGGUCCACACGGGGGAAAGGCCCUACCCCUGCGGCAUCUGCGGGAAAAGCUUCAGUUACAGCUCAGAUCUGAUUAAGCACCAGAGGAUCCACACCGGAGAGAAACCGUACGAGUGUCACAUCUGCGGAAAGAGCUUCCGGAUCAACGCCGACCUCGUCACUCACCAGAGAAUCCACACGGGAGAGAAGCCCUACACAUGUUCCGACUGCGGGAAGUGCUUUGCUCGGAGCUCGCGCCUCGUAUCCCAUCAGAGAGUCCAUGUCAAGGAUGGGAGUCUUGGGAUGGCACUUUCUGAAAUAGACACAUCUCCCGGUGCCACCGACUGGUGCUCGGCUUCUGAACGCCUCUGGAAUCAAGAGGAGGAAGUCGCGUCGCCUGUUAAGCAAAGCGGUGACCCUGCAGCUAUGACUGGACUUACAAAUUUGAGUCAGUUUGUGCUCAGCGAUACCUCUCAAGCGACCCACAUGGGGGAAAUAAAGAUGGAGGGAUUUUCUUGAUUGUUGACAUGUGAGCGGAGAAGCUAACAGCGGGAUACAAUAACACUGACUUACCAGUAAUAGAGUACUAAACCGUAUCACAAAUUCCUCCCUCUUCAUCCCUUUUGACUUGGGGAAGUAUAAAGGGAGGACUGAAGUAAGUCUCUGUGGUGUCUCUGAGCUCUCUUUCUCAUUGUCGGCCUCAGAGGGUGUUUCCAUUGGCACAAGGACUGGAACGUGUCUCUUCACAUGGCAUGGUUACCACCAAACACAUCUUCAUUAAAAGCCAUUUUUUAAAA
Anolis sagrei ordinatus is the source of this 2033-nucleotide messenger RNA. The record is from RefSeq and is a predicted model, not a curated record. NCBI's taxonomy places the organism in Eukaryota, Metazoa, Chordata, Lepidosauria, Squamata, Anolidae.